This is a messenger RNA of Pararge aegeria (speckled wood butterfly), 1494 nucleotides long. RefSeq lists its product as uncharacterized. The record is from RefSeq and is a predicted model, not a curated record. Bases 140 to 730 code for a protein of 196 amino acids. The transcript is spliced from 2 exons. NCBI's taxonomy places the organism in Eukaryota, Metazoa, Arthropoda, Insecta, Lepidoptera, Nymphalidae.
CCUACUCUGCACGCACACUAAUUGAUAGCAAAUUAUUUCUAUAUAAAGUGAUAGUUUAUUUAGAGUGAUUCCCUAGUACAUCUUAACCUAUGAGAUGACGAAGAAGAGACCUAUGUUUGAGAAGAGUUAAAACGCUAUCAUGUCGUUGCAUAUCAACGUAAUUGCUGUAAUUCUUGUCAGUGCAGCAUUAUGUUGCCUGGCUGGAGACAUCAUCAUAGAUUCCAAGGACGAUGAAUGCAGAUCAAUAACUUCAUGUUCCUCAUGUCUCACCAAGAACGUGUGCACAUGGUGUGUAUCCAAAAGCCUGUGCACCAAACAGCUUUGUGGAAACGACAACGUGAUUUAUCCCCAACAGGUUCCGGCCCUUAUGUCCGGACCAGAUUUCUGCCCUAGAAUAGCAUCGAAUGAAUAUAUGACAUACGAAAGUGGUAAGAGGGAAAUUUUAACAGUGAAAUUAGCUGAAAUAUACCUGUUUAUGGCAUUCACACCAUGGAAGUGCAAAAUACAGUUGAACAAUAAAGAUGUUAUUGUACCUGCAAUUUUAGUAGGGGAAUCCAUUUUCUGCGAAUCGUUCGAAAUGAAAAAUGACUCCGAGGAACCGUACACCGAAGGAACUGUGAAGGUGUUGUGGAAUUACAAUAAGGCUUUCGAUGGAUCGCUCUCUUUCAAAGUUUGCCGAUGUGACUUGGAGCCGAAUUGUAUCGCUUGCAACAAAAAGGUGAAAAAAUAAUGGAUCAGGAGCACGUAAAGAAAUAAAUCUGCGUACCUAUUGUGAAUACGGUUAAGUUUGGGAAACUACAAAGGAAUGUAAUCUGUUUGAAUCAAUCUUCUCCCGUACUUCGCUCGCGUUAAUUUCGUGAAGAGAAAAUAAAGGGCAACCGCAACUUUCUAUAGAGUAGGCAACGAAACAAAUUUGAGUGUACAGAGACGAUUUUUUUUUUUAAUUUUGUUUUGGGUUCCAAUGACAUUAAUUUUUAUAGUUUAAAAAAAAGCGACUAAUUUUGACGUUUGAAGCAAUAUUUAUCCUGUGCUGGUUGAAUUAUCACUGUUCAAUCUUCGUAUGUCAACUGUCAUCACGUGUCCAAAUCUCGUCAUCGUGAACAAAUGACAAUUGACAAACUGCAAUCAGGCAUUUGUCAAAAUAUCGCACCGCAGACAUAGUACGUUUCGUUAAACCCCAUCAUUAAUAAAAGCCGUUUGGAUAUAAUAUUCCAACAUUUUAAAAUACUUUUUAUGGCAUUCCAUUAAAUAGAAUGCCAUUCAAUUAAUUGUGUAACAAAGAAAAUAUUGGUUUGGAUCGAAUUUUGCGGUUGUCCUUUGAUAUUACAUAUUUUGACAUUUGUAGUGUAGUUGCUUUUAUAGUUAGCCGGUUAGCUGGUAAACUGCCUCUUAAGCCAACAGGCUUGGUGAUACUUUGGGACCGCGUACAUCCCGUGAAAGUAUAGUGUUCUUGAAUAAAUGCGAAAGUAUAGUGUUCGAGUAUAAAAUUGCAAA